Culicoides brevitarsis is the source of this 1220-nucleotide messenger RNA. RefSeq names its product zinc finger protein OZF-like. The record is from RefSeq and is a predicted model, not a curated record. NCBI's taxonomy places the organism in Eukaryota, Metazoa, Arthropoda, Insecta, Diptera, Ceratopogonidae. Bases 46 to 1176 code for a protein of 376 amino acids. Gene Ontology annotation, molecular function: RNA polymerase II cis-regulatory region sequence-specific DNA binding; DNA-binding transcription factor activity, RNA polymerase II-specific; zinc ion binding. The transcript is spliced from 2 exons. Gene Ontology annotation, cellular component: nucleus. Gene Ontology annotation, biological process: regulation of transcription by RNA polymerase II.
AUUUUUUUCAUUUGUUGUUAAUCUAAAUUUGUAUUUUCAAUCAUAAUGAAAGAAAAUGAAAACAAAAUUCUUCAAUGUAGGAUUUGCUACAAUACUAAUGGAAAUUUGAAGUCAAUAUUUAAGGAGGGUAAAAUUAUGAAUGAAAUUGUAACUUUGGCGACUCUCUUGAGUGAAAUUUUAACCUUAGAAGUUCGAAAAGAUGAUGGAUUAGGACAGUACAUGUGUCUUAAGUGUGCUCUGAAACUGAUUAAAGCUUGCACAUUUAGACGAGAUUGUCUCAAAUCUUAUAAAGCAUUAAAAAUUCGAAAUGGAGAAGAGUUUGAAAAUUCACGAAUGAAUAAAACAUCUUCAUUUACCAAGAGGCAUAUUGAUGCAAUACAUCAAAACAUUGAAAAGAUAGAUAUUGAUGAAAAGGAAAGUAUUCUCUUUGAACCUCUAGGAUGUAAUGAUUUUGAAGAACUACAUGAAUUAGAGGAUAUUUCGACUCAAGCUAAGAAUGGGGAAACUCUUGAAUUUCAAGAAUAUAAACAGAAAAAAACAAAGCAUGCUGAUUCUUACAAAUGUAAAAUUUGUAGUAAAAUAUUAGGAAAAUUGUCGAGUUUAAAGUAUCACAUGGAUAUUCAUUCAGAAAAGGCUAAGUAUGAAUGCACUGAAUGCCAUGAAAAGUUUAAAACGAAAAAUGCGUUUUUAGGUCACAUGGCAACUCAUAAUGGUCUUUUUGCUUGUGAUUUGUGCAACAAAUCCUACAGACAAGCGGCUAGUCUAAAAAAUCACAAAUUGAGUCAUAAUCCAAACUCCUCAAAGCCAUUUGUUUGCAGUAUCUGCGAUAAAGAUUUUAUUCAAAAGUCUGGCUUGAAAAAGCAUCUGUUGACACACACAAACUUGAAAAUGUUUAAAUGCUCAGAAAUAAACUGUGGAAAAGAGUUCAGGUAUUCAAGCAACUAUUACGUUCAUUUGAAAAGUCACAAAGGGGAGCGAAACUAUGAGUGUAGUGAAUGUCAAAAGAAGUUUGGUAGUAAGGAACAAGUAAAAAGACACAAAUUUAUUCACACAGGAGAAAAACCAUUCAUUUGUAAUUUGUGUGACCGUGCAUUUAAUAGGAAAAGUGCAUUGAGUGUACACAUGAGAACACACGAAAAAAUGACAAAAAAUUUGAGCUAUCCUCAAAUACUGUAAAGCACAAAAAUAUGAAUUUGUGAAAUAAUAGAAUAAAUGUAAAA